Messenger RNA from Plectropomus leopardus (leopard coralgrouper), 1915 nucleotides. RefSeq names its product hsp90 co-chaperone Cdc37. Gene Ontology annotation, molecular function: protein-folding chaperone binding; protein kinase binding; heat shock protein binding. Gene Ontology annotation, cellular component: cytoplasm. Lineage: Eukaryota; Metazoa; Chordata; Actinopteri; Perciformes; Serranidae. The record is from RefSeq and is a predicted model, not a curated record. Gene Ontology annotation, biological process: protein stabilization; protein folding.
CCAUGGAAACGGAUCAGAUACUUGACAGGGACAUGUGUAAACAGCUUGUGGCUGUGGCUGCUCGAUUAAGAGGAUUGUCAACUGUCAGUUUCUGUCUUGUUUGCUGCCGCACUCUCGGUGAAGUGCCCCUCCUUAAUCUGCUGCGUCCGUCUUCUGCACCUGAAACGGAAAACCCACAGUUUGGAGACAGAAAGAGCCGCAGAUAUGAGUACCAGAUCCGGCAUCGACUACAGCGUCUGGGAUCACAUCUACGUGUCGGACGAUGAAGAUGUUACCAGUCCGUUUGUCGACACACCGAGCUUGUUCAGGAUGAGGCACCGGAACCGGCUGGAGAAAAUGGCUGAGUUUCAGCAGAGAGGAGAAGAUCUGGAGUGUAACUUAGCAGAAUGCAAGACGCUAUUAGAGGAAGCCCGGGGACGAGUCAAAGAGUUGGAAGAAGGAAUAAACGAUGGACAGCGGGAUGAGGAGAAAGAGGCUGAGCUAAAGAAAGUCCGGGCUGAGGUGAGAAAACUGAAGAAAGAUGAAAAAGAGUUUGAGAAAAUGAUCGAAGAACACCGGCGAGAAGGAAAGAGACGGGCCUGGAAUGUCGACACUAUCAGCAAAGAAGGAUUCAGCAAGAGUGUACUCAACGUAAAACUAGAAACAAAGGAGGAAACACAAGAGGAAAAGGUGGAGAAGCACAAGACAUUUGUGGAGAAGUACGCAAAGGAAAUCAAACACUUUGGUAUGUUGCGGCGUUGGGACGACAGUCAGAAGUAUUUGUCAGACAACCCACACCUGGUGUGUGAAGAGACGGCUAACUGCCUGGUUGUCAUCUGUAUUGACUUUGAGAUUGAUGAGAAACAUGCGCUGAUGGAGCAGGUGGCCCACCAGGCCAUCGUCAUGCAGUUCAUCCUGGAUUUGGCUCGGACGCUUCAGGUCGACCCAAGAGGCUGUUUCAGACAAUUCUUUUCGAAGAUCAAGACUGCAGACAAGCCAUACCAAGAUGCGUUCGACCAUGAGCUGGAGUUGCUGAAGGAGCGGAUCCGCAGCUGUGCGCAGAUGCGUAUUGAGAGCACUAUGAAGGAACUAGAGGAAGAAGACAGGCAGAAGAGACUGGGCCCAGGUGGUUUAGACCCUGUAGAGGUCUAUGAAUCACUGCCAAAGGAAAUACAAAAAAGCUUUGACGAGAAGAACAUUCAAAUGCUGCAGGAAGCUAUCAGCAAGCUGGGUCUGGAGGAAGGAAAACAAAUCCUGAGGAAAUGUAUUGACUCUGGACUGUGGGUCCCUGACUCAGAGGAGGGUGAGGAAUCAGAUUAAUAGGAGGGGGAGAAAUAUUCCUUGUUAACUGACACAGAAUGAAAGUCCAACAGUGUGAAAAUACUGCCUCGUAUAUUCAAGAUAAUGUGCAUAUGUAGAGUACUGGAUUAGCACUGUUCUGACAAGUGCAAUAUCCAAAAACAGAAGCUGCAAGUUUUUGAUAACGAGACCUCGGAUAACCUGCUGCUUCUGACUUUCUUUUGAUGUAGCUGGUGUUUUUGAUAAUGCCACCUUAACAGUUAGAUAUUAAUAUUUUAUUAGUUUUAGAUUUCAGCCGUUACUCAACACAUAUUGUUAUUUGCCAUAUAGUUUGCUGCUGUGUCCUUGCUCCUGAAAUUUUGAACAGCUUUUGUGCUUAAAGAGAGCAGCUUGACUGAUCAGUUGAGAAAACAGCCACCAAGCCAUCUGGUUUUAUGAGAAUAACACGACAGACGGAGGGGAAGCUGCUAAAAUCAGAGACAUUUGCUUAUACCUCUGACACAUGAAACUCAGAUACAUCUAAAAAGUCAUUUGAAUGUCAUAUUUAAUUUGAAAAAAGUUUAGUAUACCAUCGCAGGCACCUACCAUUUACAGAUCAAACUAUCUAACGGCAUCUGUUGUUUUACUGCGGUCAACA